ACUUACCCAGCAGGCACCGCUUCAGCCUCGGGUCAGGAUGGCGGGCCGGCCGGCUGUUGCAGCAUCAGGCCGGUGGCUAGAGGGUAUUCGAAAGUGGUACUACAAUGCUGCAGGAUUCAACAAGCUGGGGUUGAUGCGGGACGACACAAUAUAUGUGAAUGACGAUGUAAGAGAAGCCAUAAGAAGGCUUCCUGAGAACCUGUAUAACGACAGAGUGUUUCGCAUCAAGAGAGCACUGGACCUGUCCAUGAGGCAGCAGAUCUUGCCAAAAGAGCAGUGGACAAAAUAUGAGGAGGACAAAUUCUACCUGGAACCGUAUCUGAAAGAGGUUAUUCGGGAAAGAAAAGAAAGGGAAGAGUGGACAAAGAAGUAACCACGCACUUGCAGCCUGUGGGUUCAGCUGUCCUCAGUAUUUUAUCCCGUUGCUUAAACCUGAAACGUACAAUUUAAACCAUCUGGGUUUCAAAUGUAUUACUUUAAAUAAAUGUCUAUUAUAACUGUG
Miniopterus natalensis is the source of this 502-nucleotide messenger RNA. RefSeq names its product ubiquinol-cytochrome c reductase binding protein (gene UQCRB). Gene Ontology annotation, cellular component: respiratory chain complex III. The record is from RefSeq and is a predicted model, not a curated record. Gene Ontology annotation, biological process: mitochondrial electron transport, ubiquinol to cytochrome c. NCBI's taxonomy places the organism in Eukaryota, Metazoa, Chordata, Mammalia, Chiroptera, Miniopteridae.